CCUUCCUUUCCCAUCAUGGCUACCGAGAGCCCCUUGGAAACUCUGCAAAGAGAGAUCACCUGCUCCAUCUGCCUGGGCUACUUCAAGGAGCCCGUCUCCAUCGACUGCGGGCACAACUUCUGCCAGGCCUGCAUCACCCAGUGCUGGGGGCGCUCGGACGACGAGAACACCUCGUGCCCCCAGUGCCGGCGGUGGUCGCGGAAGAGGAGCUUCAGGCCCAACCGGGAGCUGGGCAACGUCGUGGAAGUGACCAAGCGGCUGCGGCUGGAGGCGGCCAACGCGCUGGCCGGCCAGAGGCUGUGCGAGAAGCACCAGGAGCCCCUCAAGCUCUUCUGCGAGCAGGACGAGACGCCCGUCUGCGUGAUCUGCCGGGAAUCGCGGGCGCACAAGGCCCACCCCAUGCUGCCCAUAGAGGAGGCGGCGCAGGAUUACAAGAAACGAGUUGCGCUUCAUGUGAAAGCUCUGAAGUUCAGGAGAGAAAAGCUGAAGGAAUCCAAAGAAGACUUGGAAUGCAGAAGCCAAGCUGAUCAGGAUGAUGUACAAACUGAGAAGCAGAAAGUAGAGUCUGAGUUUAAUCAAAUCCAUGAGUUCUUGGAGAAGAUAGAGCGCUUUCUGAUCAUUAUGCUGAAGAAGUUUGAUAAAGAGAUUGUGCAGAGGAGGGAUGGAGCGGCUACCAAGCUCUCAGAGGAGAUUGCGCGUUUGGAUACUUUGAUCACUGAGGUGGAAGAGAAAUGUCAACAAUCGGCGAGUGAAUUCCUGCAGGACAUCAGGAACAUUUUGAACAGGUGUCAGGAUGGACAGCUGCCACAGCUGGUGACAGUUGCUUCCUCUCCAACUGACCUGGAAAAAAAACUUGGGCAUUUUAGUCUGAAAAAUAUUGUUAUCAAGGAAGCACUGGAGAAAUGUCGAGAGACAAUGAUAUUCGAAUUGGCAAAAGCAAGGGCAAUGGAAACAUCAGCCAAGAAAGCAAUCAUAACUUUGGACCCCAACUCAGCUCAUCCCAUCUUUGUGGUGAGUGAAGACCAGAAGAGUGUGAAGCAGGGGACCGUGUUGCAGCAACUGCCUGACACCCCUGAGAGAUUUGAUACCACUGCCAUCCUGCUGGGAUGUGAAAGAUUCACCUCAGGGAUACACUACUGGGAAGUGGAAGUGGGUGAUGGGCAAAACUGGGCUCUUGGAGUCUCCUGGGAGUGUGUUAAGAGGAAGGGAGAUGUCGUGCUUAGCCCUGAGGCGGGGAUCUGGGCUUUGGGGCUCUGUGGAGAUGAAUAUAAGGCUUUUACUUCACCUGAAACGCGUCUCACUCUAGAUGAAGCCCCAGAAAAAAUCCAGGUUUUUCUGCAUUAUGAGAGAGGUUGGGUGGCAUUUUUUGAUGCUGAUUAUAUGUCCCUGAUCUUUAUUUUCCAGUCAGCUAAAUUUCUGGGAGGGAAAAUCUGUCCUUUCUUUAAAGUGUGUAGUCCAACUACAGAGCUUAAAAUAUCAUUUUUCAUUCGAAUUUUACAGAAAUUUACAAGCACCUUAGAAAGCAACCAUACGGCUUUAAGUGCCAAGUGCGGUGGCGCCGUCGCCAUGAGCGGGAUGUCGGCCGAGCAGCUCCUGCAGCAGCGGCUCCUCCGCAGCCGCCUACGGGCCUCGGCGCAGCAGAUGGGCGGCGGCCCCCUGCCCCCUCCGCUGCUGCCGCCGCUCUCCCCGCCGUCUCCUCCCGACUCGCCGCCCCCGGGGACGACGCCGGCCGAGAUCCCCGCUGGACCGCGCUGCCCGAGCGAGACAUGGUGCUCGCUAUGCCGCGUGUACUGCCCGGAGCCCGUGUGCCUGCCUUGCGGGCACAACUUCUGCACGGCCUGCAUCGGGCAGCGCCUGGGAGAGCCCAAGCUCAACAUCUCCUGCCUGGAGUGCGGCGCCACCGCCCGCAAGAGAAACCUCCGGCCUAUCAAGCCGCCGCCGCUGCUGGGCAGUCUCGGGGGGGAGCGAGCCAAGCGACAGAGGCUGGACGCGGCCGCCGGAGUCGGUGGGGCAGCGGGGCCGGCCGUCAUCCCUCCACCGCAGGUAGUAGCGGCGGCAAGUGGAUCAGCUCCGGCGACAGCAGCACCCGCCGCCGCAGCUCCGCCGCCGCCUCUCCCGCUGCUGCCUUCAGUCCAGACCCCACCGACGCUUCCCGCGCCGAAGCCCCCGACGCCGCCUCCCGCGCCGGUCCCGGCGCCCGUGAAAAGGACCGCAGCGCCCUUGCCGCCCACGCCGCCGCCCUAUUCAGCGGGAGACGCCGGCGGAGACGGGAAAGGGAGAGGAGCGGGCGACGCGAGCGGAGGGCGGCUGUGCGACAAGCACCGGGAGGUGCUCCAGUUUUUCUGCGAGGAGGACCAGGCCCCGAUCUGCGCCCAUUGCGAUCGGUCCCAGGAGCACCGCGCUCACACCAUCUUCCACGUCGAGAGGGCGGCCCGAGACUACAGGGAGCAGGUUCGGACACAACUCGAGAUUCUGAAACAGGAGAAGAACUUGCUGUGGAAUCAGAAGCUGAGUGAAGAGAAGAAAAUCCAGGAGUACACAGAAAAGACUCACACCGAGAGACAGGAAAUCAUAUCUGAAUUUGAGCACCUGCACCAGUUUCUGAAAGAUCAGGAACAACGACUACUAACCCGGCUGGAAGAAUUAGAUAAAGAGAUAGAGAAGCGGAAGGAAGAAAGUGCUGCCCGGUUCUCGGAAGAGCUUUCCCGUCUUGGUGAUCUGAUCACUGAGAUGGAGGUGAAAUCUAAACAGCCAGCAAGUGAAUUUUUGCAGGACAUCAAAAACCUCAUGAGCAGGUGUGCAACAGGGCAGUUUCAGCUCCCCGAAGAGGACUCUCCUAACCUGGAAGAGAGACUGGGUGAUUUGUCUCGGAAAAGCACAGCUCUAAAGAAAACGCUGGAUAGAUUUCAAGAUAAUGUGAUUGCAGCCAUAGAGAAAGCAGAAGUUGCAAGAACUGUGAAUGAUAAAGCAGAUGUGACUCUUAAUCCAGAUGUUCCAAGUGCUCUUCUGUCUUUGGACCAAAGAAGCAUGGAAUAUGAAGGGCCCCAGCACAAGUUGCCUGCAUUACAAUACGUCCCUGACACUCCCAAGAGAUUGGAUUCCAGGGCUUUGGUUCUGGGUUGUGAUGGUUUUACCUCUGGGAGAUAUUUUUGGGAGUUAGAAGUGGGUGACGGGGAUUUCUGGGCUGUAGGGGUCACCCGAGAUCCCUCAGGAAAGAAGGGGAUGAUGAACUUCAGCCCAGAGGAGGGGAUUUGGGCUGUGGGGUUGUGGAAAGGCCAACACUGGGCACUCACAUCACCUGUGACUGCUCUAUCUCUGAGCAACCACCCGAAGAGGAUCAGAGUGUCCCUGGACUAUGUAGGGGAGUGUGUGACCUUUACUGAUGGUGACACAGAGGAACUGAUCUUCACAUUCCCGCCAGCCUCUUUCAAUGGAACACGUACUCAGCCUUUAUUGUGGGUGGUGGGCUUCCCAGCUCAGACUGUGUUUCUGAGGCACAUGGGGGUGAAAUACCCGACUGGAGUUCACGAAAUGGACAUCUUGACUCCAUAAAUUUUUUUUAAAAACUUCUUUCCAUGGAUCCAGUGUAGGAGCGGAUCUCCAUCCUGCCAAAGUAGAAAAGUGAAGUUUGGGAGUCAGAUAUUGGCAAGUCUUUUUACCCCUACCCAAUCUAUUGAAACAUAAUGAGGAGGCAGAACGGCUGUCCUUGCACCCAAGGCCUUAUGAGAUGUUGCCCUGAGGCAACAGCACAAGAACUGGGAAGAUUAGAUUUUAGGCCUUUAAAUGUAACAAACACUGUUAAAAUAUCCAUCUUUAAACAAGGGAUCAUCAUCCCUUUCUAGUAGUAGGCUAAAACUUAUUUUGUUUGGAAAAUCUUUUAGCUAUUAAAAUUGAAAUUUUAUCCUCAUUUUGAUCAGUUUGAUUCUUUUUAAUGACUGCAUGCAUUUUAGCUUUAAUACCUUGGGCUUGUGCUCCAUUGAGAGGAGUGGCCUCCAAAUUGACACUUCGUGAAGAAAGCCUUUUGAGUUCCAUGUGGGUGGCACACCCAAGCACAGAGGUGAUUAUUCUGAAUCAAGCGGUUUUCCAGAUAUUCUGAAUAUGGCUGUUUUUGUCUGUGGGUAGCUUUCUACCUCCAGUUGCUAGAACUUUCACAGCUGUAUCUCCUCCCCUGCACCAAUCCAUUCUGAAGUCUUGAAGUUCACUCUUUCUUUUUGUUGGUACCAGAGAUGAAAGGGGGAAAUCUCCGUACCAUAGUCUUAAAAGUGAGUGUUCAAAGAAACCUUCCGAUGAGUCCUUGAAGGUGAAAAAACCCAAAGGAGAAAAACCAUAUCAUGUCCACAAGCUUAUGUGAAGAACCCUCUAAGAAAACCGUUUUGAUGGCUACUUGCUGCAGAAAAAGUGUAUGGCACUUCUAAUGGUCUGCUUGUGAAGUCUUUUCCCUCCCCUUAAUGAGUACUGUCCCUUUGAGAAUGUGUUGUGGUGCUUUGCUGGAUGUAGCAUGUUUUUAGUGUGACUGCGAGCGAGUGUCCCUAGAGUGCCAUGCCUGUCUGUUUUUGUAUAUUACUUAUGAAAUAAAUCCUGCCUUUAAUAAAGUUACCUUUCCAGUAACAGGAAAGUGUGUGUAAAAUGA
Eublepharis macularius is the source of this 4630-nucleotide messenger RNA. RefSeq lists its product as uncharacterized. Gene Ontology annotation, molecular function: zinc ion binding; protein binding. The transcript has 15 exons. Bases 16 to 3552 code for a protein of 1178 amino acids. The record is from RefSeq and is a predicted model, not a curated record. NCBI's taxonomy places the organism in Eukaryota, Metazoa, Chordata, Lepidosauria, Squamata, Eublepharidae.